Molecule: messenger RNA, 978 nt
Organism: Fibroporia radiculosa
Lineage: Eukaryota; Fungi; Basidiomycota; Agaricomycetes; Polyporales; Fibroporiaceae
Exons: 8
Coding region: 1-978 (325 amino acids)
Source: RefSeq, a predicted model, not a curated record
AUGGGCCAGAUUUCAUCGCUCCCUCUUGAAGAAGUUCUUGCCAUUGAAGCGCUAGUCGAAGCUACUUUAUUUGGCAUCUUCUUCGUCCUCUCUACCGCUUCUCUUUACCUUCUCAUAAGGCGCUCCCGCAUGCUUAUUCGUUCGCGGCCAUGGCCCCCCCUCACGGCUUUCAUAGUCGCCACUGUGCUGAUAUUCGUCUCAAACACAAUGGUGAAUGGUCUCGUCCUCACCGCGCGCGAGAUAACCUACCCGGAACACAGCACUGGAUCCUCUCUGUACUUCAGCUUGGCGGUGGCCGAAACUGGCGCACUCUUGGUCACGGUGAUUGUGAAUGAUGUCGUGAUGAUAUAUCGCCUAUGGAUCGUUUGGUCUUACAGCAAGCGUGCCAUCGUCCUCCCUCUGUGCACUCUUAUUGGUUUGACGUUUUGUGGAGUCACUGUCGUGUAUCAAGAGUCCCGAUAUGAAUACAGUCUGGAAUCUGGCACGACAAUGAGUAGGUUGUUUGUCACCAAUCUCAUCUUCGUUAUGUGGAGCGUGUUUACUCUUUGCACAAAUGUGUACUGCACGGUGAUGAUCGCAUGGCGCAUCUGGUACAUCCACUCAGCAAUUGGGGGCAGGAGGGGCAGCCUAAUGUCCGUGCUCGCUAUCCUCGUUGAGAGCGCGGCCAUAUAUACAAUAUGGACGAUCUUCUUUCUGAUCGCCUGCAAACUCUACCCCGAUUUGCAGCCCCUCGCCUAUCUGUUGCUCUCUGUCGUCACCGGCAUCUCGUUCAUGCUCAUCAACGUUCGUGUAGGAAUGGGCUGGGAGGAGCAGGCGCCGCCCACAUUCUCUACGUUCGUGCCUGCACCAGCUGCGGUCGAGACGCAUAGCGAGUUAUGUGUGACGCGGCCCAUGGUCGCGCACGCAGUCGGUAGCAAUGAUAGUUUAGGAAAGCCCGUCCCGUUCAUGUCUUCCAGUGUCACGGUCGUGCAUAUGUGA